AUGGGCGAGGACGCUGAGAGCCCCAAAAUCAACCACACCUUCCUGCGAGACUACGUCACUGAAGCUGAUGUCAUCUCUACGGUGGAGUUUAACCAGACAGGGGACCUGCUGGCCACGGGGGAUAAAGGUGGCCGCGUGGUCAUCUUCCAGAGAGAGACUGAGUCCAAAGGGGAGUCAGAGGAGGUGGGGGAGACGGGGGACUCGGGGGAGUACAAUGUCUACAGCACUUUCCAGAGCCACGAACCGGACUUUGACUACCUGAAGAGUCUGGAGAUCGAAGAGAAGAUCAACAAGAUCAGAUGGCUGCCACAGCAGAACGCGGCACAUUUCCUCCUCUCCACCAAUGAUAAGACCAUUAAAUUGUGGAAGGUGAGUGAGAGAGACAAGAGACCAGAGGGAUACAACCUGAAAGAUGAGGAGGGGCGGAUCAAGGACACCUCUACCAUCACCUCUCUGCAGGUGCCGGUGCUGAAACCCACAGAUCUGAUGGUGGAGGUUCGUCCCAGGAGAGUGUUCUCCAACGGGCACACCUACCACGUUAACUCCAUCUCAGUCAACAGCGACGGGGAGACCUACCUGUCUGCUGACGACCUCCGCAUCAACAUGUGGCACCUGGGCAUCACGGACCGCAGCUUCAACAUCGUGGACAUCAAACCAGCCAACAUGGAGGAUCUGACGGAGGUGAUAACAGCGGCGGAGUUCCACCCUCACCACUGCCACCUGUUUGUGUACAGCAGCAGCAAGGGCACCCUGCGCCUCUGUGACAUGAGAGCCUCGGCGCUCUGUGACCGACACACCAAACUGUUUGAGGAACCUGAGGAUCCAGGGAGCCGGUCCUUCUUCUCAGAGAUCAUUUCCUCUGUGUCCGACGUCAAGUUCAGCCACAGUGGGCGUUACCUGCUGACCAGAGACUACCUCACCGCCAAGGUGUGGGACCUGAACAUGGACAAGGGCCCCGUGGAGACGUACCAGGUCCAUGAAUACCUGAGGAGUAAGCUGUGUUCCCUCUAUGAAAACGACUGCAUCUUUGACAAGUUUGAGUGCGUCUGGAACAGCUCAGACAGCGUGAUCAUGACAGGGGCGUACAACAGCUUCUUCCGGAUGUUCGACAGGGAGACGGGCCGAGGCGUAACCCUGGAGGCCUGGCGGGAGAGCAGCAAGCCCCGGGCCGUGCUGCGGACCCGGCGCGUGUACAACGGCGGAAAGCGGCGGCGUGGGGACGUGGGCGUCGACAGCCUGGACUUCACUAAGAAAAUCCUGCACAUGGCUUGGCACCCGUCUGAGAAUAUCAUUGCCAUAGCGGCCACCAACAACCUGUACAUCUUCCAGGAUCGCGUCAACCCGGAAACGCAGUUACAGUGA
Anoplopoma fimbria (sablefish) is the source of this 1362-nucleotide messenger RNA. It is a transcript of the gene ppp2r2ca, whose product is annotated as protein phosphatase 2, regulatory subunit B, gamma a. Lineage: Eukaryota; Metazoa; Chordata; Actinopteri; Perciformes; Anoplopomatidae. Gene Ontology annotation, molecular function: protein phosphatase regulator activity; protein binding. Gene Ontology annotation, biological process: peptidyl-serine dephosphorylation. Gene Ontology annotation, cellular component: cytosol; protein phosphatase type 2A complex. The coding region runs from base 1 to 1362 and encodes 453 amino acids. The transcript has 9 exons. The record is from RefSeq and is a predicted model, not a curated record.